AUGCUUCACUACCUAGGUUGCCUGCUGUACUCUCCACCAUUGGAUACCCACAUCCGCAAGCAGAGGGACCUUCCCAGCGGAUCCAAUUGGGAAAUCGAACUGCGCGCCACCAGUAUAUGGUGUGUCGAGCUCAUCCGCCGUGAAAUUGAAAAGCAACACCCCGAGCUCAAGGCUCCGCCUGCGCGGCCAAAGCUAAAGAGUCGACCAGUCUCUCUUGUCGGGAAUGGGCACUUUAUUGGCAACCCCAAUGCUGCCGGAUAUCCAAACUCAACCGGACGUACAAUAACAAAUACAAAUGGCUUGGAAACCUCACAACAUAACGGCAACGGCCACCACGCAACAACAAUAAACAGCCAGCAAAACGGCCACUCGCAGGAAAGCUCCGAACACCAAAACGGCGAUGACGGUGUCACUAAACCUUCUCGCACAGUCAAAGGGAUAAACGCGAUUCUCAUAGACUUCUUCCUCUACGACACGAUCAAAGAGAUAGAAAAAGACGGACAGGAAAUUAUUCCGCACCACAGGACUCGGAGUAUCUGGUAUUAG
Aspergillus calidoustus is the source of this 546-nucleotide messenger RNA. NCBI's taxonomy places the organism in Eukaryota, Fungi, Ascomycota, Eurotiomycetes, Eurotiales, Aspergillaceae. The record is from the annotation of a GenBank genome assembly.